Molecule: messenger RNA, 2645 nt
Organism: Ochotona princeps (American pika)
Lineage: Eukaryota; Metazoa; Chordata; Mammalia; Lagomorpha; Ochotonidae
Gene: PLCD1
Product: phospholipase C delta 1
Exons: 15
Coding region: 126-2396 (756 amino acids)
Biological process (GO): phosphatidylinositol-mediated signaling; lipid metabolic process
Molecular function (GO): phosphatidylinositol-4,5-bisphosphate phospholipase C activity; calcium ion binding
Source: RefSeq, a predicted model, not a curated record
GGUCUCCUUUGGCCGCCGCCCGCUCGGGCCCCUCGGCGGCGCACGCACCGGGAGGACUCGGACCCGGGCCCCGUCGCCGCUCCCGGGAGUCCCGCGGCCACCCAGCCGCCGCGCCGCCGUUGGGCAUGGACUCGGGCCAGGACUUCCUGACCCUACACGGUCUACAAGAUGACCAAGACCUGCAGGCCCUGCUGAAGGGCAGCCAGCUCCUGAAGGUCAAGUCCAAUUCAUGGCGGAGAGAGCGCUUCUACAAGCUGCAGGAAGACUGUAAGACCAUCUGGCAGGAGUCCCGCAAGGUCAUGAGGUCCCCAGAGUCGCAGCUGUUCUCCAUUGAGGACAUUCAGGAGGUGCGCCUGGGGCACCGCACCGAGGGCUUGGAGAAGUUUGCCCGUGAUGUGCCCGAAGACCGCUGCUUCUCAAUCAUCUUCAAGGACCAGCGCAGCCCGCUCGACCUCAUCGCCCCAUCACCCGCCGAUGCCCAGCACUGGGUACAGGGGUUGCGGAAGAUCAUCCACCAUUCGGGUGCCAUGGACCAGCGACAGAAGCUGCGGCACUGGAUUCACUCCUGCUUGCGCAAAGCGGACAAGAACAAAGACAACAAGAUGAGCUUCAGAGAGCUGCAGAACUUCCUGAAGGAGCUCAACAUCCAGGUGGACGACGGCUACGCCCGCAAGAUCUUCAGGGAGUGUGAUCACUCGCAGACGGACUCACUGGAGGAUGAGGAGAUCGAGGCCUUCUACAAGAUGCUGACCCAGCGGGACGAGAUCGACCACGCCUUCGCUGAGGCCGCAGGCUCAGCCCCGGUGUUGUCGGUGGAUCAGCUGGUGGCAUUCCUGCAACACGUGCAACGGGAGGAGGAGGCGGGACCCAGACUCGCCCUCUCCCUCAUUGAGCGCUAUGAGCCCAAUGAGACUGCCAAGGCCCAGCGCCAGAUGACCAAGGAUGGCUUCCUCAUGUACCUGCUGUCGGCAGACGGCAGCGCCUUCAACUUGGCACACCGGCGGGUCUACCAGGACAUGAGCCAGCCGCUCAGCCACUACCUGGUGUCCUCGUCCCACAACACCUACCUGCUGGAGGACCAGCUCACAGGGCCCAGCAGCACGGAAGCCUACAUCCGGGCCCUGUGCAAGGGCUGCCGCUGCCUGGAGCUUGACUGCUGGGAUGGGUCCAACCAGGAGCCGGUCAUCUACCAUGGCUACACGUUCACGUCCAAGAUCCUCUUCUGUGAUGUCCUCAGGGCCAUCCGUGACUACGCCUUCAAGGUGUCCCCCUACCCUGUCAUCCUGUCCCUGGAAAACCACUGUAGCCUGGAGCAACAGCGUGUGAUGGCGCGACACCUUAAUACCCUUCUGGGCCCCAUGCUGCUGGACAGGCCACUCGACGGGGUCACCAGCAACCUGCCCUCCCCUGAGCAACUGAAGGGGAAGAUCUUGCUGAAGGGGAAGAAGCUGGGGGGGCUCCUGCCUUCCGCAGGGGAAGGAGGCCCCGAGGCCGCGGUGGUGUCGGAUGAGGACGAAGCCGCCGAGAUGGAGGAUGAGGCGGUGCGCAGCCGCGUGCAGCACAAGGCCAAGGAGGACAAGGUCAGGCUAGCGCAGGAGCUCUCCGACCUGGUCAUUUACUGUAAGAGCGUCCAUUUCGGGGGCUUCUCCAGCCCCGGCUCGCCAAGGCGGGCUUUCUACGAGAUGAUGUCCUUCUCCGAGAACCGCGCCCUCCGCCUGCUGCAGGAGUCAGGAAACAGCUUUGUCCGCCACAACGUGAGGCACCUGAGCCGCAUUUACCCAGCUGGUUGGCGAACAGACUCCUCCAACUACAGCCCAGUGGACAUGUGGAACGGGGGCUGCCAGAUCGUGGCCUUGAACUUCCAGACCCCUGGGCCUGAGAUGGACGUGUACCAGGGUCGUUUCCUGGACAAUGGGACCUGUGGCUACGUGCUGAAGCCAUCCUUCCUAACAGACCCCAACACCACCUUCAACCCCCGGGCCCUGGACCAGGGCCCUUGGUGGGCCCGGAAGCGGCUCAGCGUCAGGAUCAUCUCAGGCCAACAGCUACCAAAAGUCAACAAGAGUAAGAACUCCAUCGUGGACCCCAAGGUGACGGUGGAGAUCCAUGGUGUGAGCCGGGACACGGCCAGCCGCCAGACGGCGGUCAUCACCAACAACGGUUUCAACCCACGGUGGGACACGGAGUUUGAGUUCGAGGUGGUGGUGCCAGAACUUGCCCUGGUGCGCUUCGUAGUGGAGGAUUACGACGCCUCCUCCAAAAACGACUUCAUUGGCCAGAGCACCAUCCCACUGUACAGCCUCAGGCAGGGAUACCGCCAUGUCCACCUCUUGUCCAAGACCGGAGACCAGCACCCGUCAGCCACCCUCUUUGUGAAGAUCUCCCUCAAGGACUAAGCAUGGGGGGCUCCCCAUGGGGUCUCUCUCAAGGGGAGCAGACCCUCGGCCCACCCUGUGGGACAGCACUACCAUGGCUGUACCAGGCCAGAGAUCCCGCACUACACCGCACGGCAUUGGUCCCUCCGUAUGGUCUGUGCUGCUGCUCUGGGGCCAGGGGGCUGGCGGGUCCCUGGAGCUGACCUUGGUCACUGCAGCCCGCCCAACCUCUGGAGCCAGCCCUAGAUCAAGAGUUUUUAUAAAACUCAC